AUGGCGGCGCACCCUACUACGCCCUACAUACCCAGGGCACACGGCGUCAGACCAAACCCACAGCACAUUCAACCAGGGAAGUGGAACAGGAAAGAGGCCCAAACAAGGACCCAAAAUAAUUGA
Messenger RNA from Babesia microti strain RI, 123 nucleotides. RefSeq lists its product as hypothetical. The record is from RefSeq and is a predicted model, not a curated record. Lineage: Eukaryota; Apicomplexa; Aconoidasida; Piroplasmida; Babesiidae. The coding region runs from base 1 to 123 and encodes 40 amino acids. The transcript has a single exon.